Numida meleagris (helmeted guineafowl) is the source of this 588-nucleotide messenger RNA. It is a transcript of the gene PTRHD1, whose product is annotated as peptidyl-tRNA hydrolase domain containing 1. The record is from RefSeq and is a predicted model, not a curated record. The transcript is spliced from 2 exons. The coding region runs from base 16 to 438 and encodes 140 amino acids. Gene Ontology annotation, molecular function: peptidyl-tRNA hydrolase activity. Lineage: Eukaryota; Metazoa; Chordata; Aves; Galliformes; Numididae.
CUUUCAGUGUCUGGCAUGCGCGGCCACGCCUCCCCGUACAGCAGCAUGGCGGCGCCCGGGACGGUGGCGGGAGCAUCCGCGGCGGCGGCGGCGGCGCUGGUGCAGUACGUGGUGCUGCGGGGGGACCUGGCCCGCUCGUGGUCGCUGGGUGCAGUGGUGGCCCAGGGGUGCCACGCCGCGCUGGCCGCCGCGCACGCGCACUGGCAGCACCCCGACACCCGUGCCUACCUGUCGGCGGGCGGCGCCAUGCGCACCGUGGUGCUGGAGGCUCCGGAUGAGGCCGCUCUGACCGCGCUGGCACAGACCCUGCAGCAGCACAGCAUUGACCACGAGGUGUGGACAGAGCAGCCUGAGAACGUCCCCAGCUGCCUGGCGCUCCGGCCCUACCCGAAGGACCAAGUGCACCCGCACCUGAAGAAGUUCAAGCUGCUGAAGUGACCCCUGCUUUCCCACAAGCCCUCCUCCUGUGCCACAGCUUCGCAGAAGCUUUGUGCUGAUGUGUGUCAGCCUUCGUGUUGUGCAGUAGUGGUUAAACAGUGUAAAACAGAUCUUUGCUGGAGAGGAUUAAAUAUUCCUUGCAACAUUUCA